GCCGGGACGCGGGCGCGCUCUCAGGCGGGCUCUGGCUACAGCUACGCUAGCGCUGCGAUGGGGAGCGGCGGCGUGAUCCACUGUAGAUGUGCCAAGUGUUUCUGUUACCCUACAAAGCGAAGAAUAAGAAGGAGACCCCGAAACCUGACCAUCUUGAGUCUCCCCGAAGAUGUGCUGUUUCACAUCCUGAAAUGGCUUUCUGUGGAGGACAUCCUGGCAGUCCGAGCCGUGCACUCCCAGCUGAAGGACCUGGUGGACAACCACGCCAGCGUGUGGGCAUGUGCCAGCUUCCAGGAGCUGUGGCCGUCUCCAGGGAACCUGAAGCUCUUUGAAAGGGCUGCUGAAAAGGGGAAUUUUGAAGCUGCUGUGAAGCUGGGCAUAGCCUACCUCUACAAUGAAGGCCUGUCUGUGUCUGAUGAGGCCCGUGCGGAAGUGAAUGGCCUGAAGGCCUCUCACUUCUUCAGUCUCGCGGAGCGGCUAAACGCUGGUGCCGUGCCCUUCAUCUGGCUCUUCAUCCGCCCUCCGUGGUCAGUGAGCGGAAGCUGCUGCAAGGCCGUGGUUCACGAGAGCCUCAGGGCAGAGUGCCGACUGCAGAGGACUCACAAAGCAUCCAUAUUGCACUGCUUGGGCAGAGUGCUGAGUCUGUUUGAGGAUGAAGAAAAGCAGCAGCAGGCUCAUGACCUGUUUGAAGAGGCUGCUCAUCAGGGAUGUCUGACCAGCUCAUACCUCCUCUGGGAAAGCGACAGGAGGACAGAUAUGUCAGAUCCUGGGCGAUGUCUGCACAGCUUCCGAAAACUCAGGGACUACGCUGCCAAGGGCUGCUGGGAAGCGCAGCUGUCUUUAGCCAAAGCCUGUGCAAAUGGAAACCAGCUUGGACUGGAGGUGAGAGCUUCCAGUGAGAUCGUCUGCCAGCUGUUUCAGGCCUCCCAGGCUGUCAGUAAGCAGCAAGUCUUCUCUGUGCAGAAGGGACUCAAUGACACAAUGAGGUACAUUCUGAUCGACUGGCUGGUGGAAGUCGCCACCAUGAAGGACUUCACGAGCCUGUGCCUGCACCUGACCGUGGAGUGUGUGGACCGCUACCUGCGGAGGAGGCUGGUGCCGCGAUACAGGCUGCAGCUGCUGGGCAUUGCCUGCAUGGUCAUCUGCACCCGGUUCAUCAGUAAAGAGAUCCUGACCAUCCGGGAGGCUGUGUGGCUCACAGAUAACACGUAUAAGUAUGAGGACCUGGUGAGAAUGAUGGGCGAGAUCAUCUCCGCCCUGGAAGGGAAGAUUCGAGUCCCCACUGUGGUGGAUUACAAGGAGGUCCUGCUGACGCUAGUCCCUGUGGAGCUGAGAACCCAGCACCUGUGCAGCUUCCUCUGCGAGCUCUCCCUGCUGCACACCAGCCUGUCUGCCUACGCCCCGGCCCGCGUGGCUGCCGCAGCCCUGCUCCUGGCCAGACUGACACAUGGGCAGACACAGCCCUGGACCACUCAGCUGUGGGACCUCACCGGAUUCUCCUAUGAGGACCUCAUUCCCUGCGUCUUGAGCCUUCAUAAGAAGUGCUUCCACGAUGACGCCCCCAAGGAUUACAGGCAGGUCUCUCUGACUGCCGUGAAGCAGCGAUUUGAGGACAAGCGUUACGGGGAGAUCAGCCAUGAAGAGGUGCUAAGCUACAGCCAGUUGUGUGCGGCAUUAGGAGUGACACAAGACAGUCCUGAACCCCCAACCUUCCUCAGCACAGGAGAGAUCCAUGCCUUCCUCAGCUCUCCCUCAGGGCGGAGAACCAAACGGAAGCGGGAGAAUAGCCUCCAGGAGGACAGGGGCAGCUUUGUCACCACCCCUACUGCGGAGCUGUCCAGCCAGGAGGAGACGCUGCUGGGCAGCUUCCUCGACUGGAGCCUGGACUGCUGCUCUGGCUACGAAGGCGACCAGGAGAGUGAGGGCGAGAAGGAGGGUGAUGUGACAGCUCCCAGUGGCGUCCUCGAUGUCACCGUGGUCUACCUGAACCCAGAACAGCAUUGCUGCCAGGAAUCCAGUGAUGAGGAGCCUUGCCCAGAGGACGAGGGGCCCCAGGACCCACAGGUGUUGGCGCUGGACACCUGGAUCCCUGCAGUCCCAGGACCCGAGUCCCCGCUCCGCACCAGCCAACAGCCAGGGAAGGACAUCACGACCUCAGGGUACUCCUCUGUCAGCACCGCGAGUCCCACAAGCUCUGUGGACGGCAGCUUGGGGGUCCUGCCCCGAUCUACCUCAGUGCUGUCUCUGGACAGUGACUCGCACACACAGCCCUGCCACCAUCAGGCCAGGAAGUCAUGUUUACAGUGUCGUCCCCCAAGUCCCCCGGAGGGCAGUGUUCCCCAGCAACAGGUGAAGCGGAAAAAUCUAUGUGUGCACAGUGAGGAGGAAGGCAUGAACUGGGGCUUGUGAGGCUGUGAGGACGUCAGCGUGUGUGUCGCGGUGGAUGUGUACUGGGGGGGCUGCGAGCCAGGGGUGGGAGCACAACAUAGGAUUGCUGUUUAGACACCGGCGGCCUUUGCACAGAGCAGAGAGGGUGACUUGUGGCCACCAAUUUUCUUUCUCCGUGGAAGUCACGUGAGUCAUCAGAAUGUCCAAAUGAGCGUGAAGAGCUCAGAUCCAUCUCUUUGGAAAGUUUAGCCUCAAAGCAGACAGCCGCACUGCGUGGAGGGCACCUCUCUGUCCUUCCUGUGUCCCACUGUCUCUGGAAACUUCAGCCUGUAUGUGUCCUGGUCUUCCCAGCCCCACCAGAGCCCCGUACCGGGAGCUGACAGCUUUCACUCAGAGCACAUGUGCCCUGGGUAGUCAGACACCACUCGAGCCCCUGCCCAUGUCUGUCUGGUUUGGGGCCCCAGUGGGGAGUUGACAGCUCGGAGCAUACCACUGUCCCUUCAGUGUGUCCCCUCAUCCACCUUGUCCUGUGUGGGCACCCACUUCCUUCUGGCUAGGGAUUCUGUUGCCAGAGCGCCUGUGUGCCUGCACACUGCGUGGAUUGCCUUUGGCCACAGUCCUACUCCCUAAGACAUGUUAGUCAUUUUAGAGCUCUGUCCCAGAGGCGUUUGACCCACAGAUGGUGUCAAU
This is a messenger RNA of Saimiri boliviensis boliviensis (Bolivian squirrel monkey), 3078 nucleotides long. It is a transcript of the gene CCNF, whose product is annotated as cyclin F. The record is from RefSeq and is a predicted model, not a curated record. Lineage: Eukaryota; Metazoa; Chordata; Mammalia; Primates; Cebidae. Gene Ontology annotation, molecular function: protein binding.